Messenger RNA from Harpegnathos saltator (Jerdon's jumping ant), 1541 nucleotides. It is a transcript of the gene Fkbp39, whose product is annotated as FK506-binding protein 39kD. Lineage: Eukaryota; Metazoa; Arthropoda; Insecta; Hymenoptera; Formicidae. Gene Ontology annotation, cellular component: nucleolus; chromatin. The coding region runs from base 207 to 1409 and encodes 400 amino acids. Gene Ontology annotation, molecular function: peptidyl-prolyl cis-trans isomerase activity. The transcript is spliced from 5 exons. The record is from RefSeq and is a predicted model, not a curated record.
UUCAGUACUGGCAGUGAAUUUCAGAACUCAGCCAAAGUUUAUUUUCUACGCAUGCGCAAGUUUUACCUUACCGGUGUUCCACGACUACCCUUCUUAUUUCUGUGCGAUAUUGUUAGAAAUCAUUUCGAUUUGAUUCGUCAGAUUGGUAGGAAGCUUUGUUUGGUCAAGCUUGGAUGAACGUAAAAUCUUACAAAUAAUCAGCCAAGAUGUUCUGGGGUUUGAUAAUGGAACCGAACAAACGGUAUUCACAAACCGUCGAGAAUUCGUUCCACGUGUCGAUGGCAAGUUUAGAUCUUACAACUGCCAAUGAUGUAAAAGUGCAAGUAAUACUGUGUUAUGGUGAUAGAAACUAUCUACUAUGUACUUUACAUAAGGGUUCCGCAUGGCAAGUACCACUUGAUUUAAAUUUCCAAGGAGGAACCCAGAUAGCAUUUACAUGCAACGGUAAUAGUCGUGUUCAUCUGACUGGGUAUUUGAUUAUGGAAGAUAUAGAAGAUUUUGACAAAUGCUUGAAUGAAGAUAUGCAGAUUGAGGGAAAAGAAAUGAAUAAAAAAAUCUCAAAAAGAAAAGCUGUAGAGUCACCAAAAGAAAACAAAGAAUCAAAGCGUCUUAAACAGCAGGAGAAUAUAGAGUUACCCGAUAAAGAUGAUGAUUUUGCAUAUAUUGGAGAUAGAAACAUUGGGAGUGAUUCUGAAGAUUCUGAGGAUGAUGAUCUAGAAGAUGAUGAUGAUAGUGAUGAAGAUGAGAAUGACUCAUUUGAUGAUACUGAUGAUUCUGACGAUAUUAAUGAAAGCGAGGAAAGUGAUGAGAGUGAUGAGAGUGAUGAGAGUGAUGAGAGCGAUGAGGAAAAGAAACAUAAGAAAUCAACAAAAACUCAACCUGAACAGUAUGACAGAAAAAAAAAACGAACCCAAGAACAACAAUUACUGCAAUCAAAAAAGCAAGAUAAGCAAAAAUUAAUAAACGGGAAAGAGAUUAAACAAGGACAAAGUAAAGAACAGAAAAAAAAUAAGGGAAAAGAAAAAAAGCAAGAGAAACAGGCACAAUCAAAUAAUGAGAAUACUCGAAAUGGAAUGAAAAAGCGAGUCGAAGGUGGUGUGAUAGUGGAGGACAAGAAAAUUGGUAAUGGUCCUGUGGUACAAAUUGGAAAAACUAUUUCUGUUUAUAGUGUCGGUCGUUUAAAGAGUGGGAAGAAGUUUAGUUCAACGUUAAGUGGAGAAGGCAUAACAUUUAGAUUUGGUAAAGGAGAAGUGAUCAAGGGUUGGGAUGUAGGACUUGCUGGAAUGAAAGUUGGUGGAAUGCGCCGUAUUACAGUACCACCCCACAUGGCGUAUUGUGCACGUGAUACUCCUGAGGUCCCUCGUAACAGUACACUCAUAUAUGAUAUAGAACUUAGGAAGAUCCAUUAAAUUUUUACAUUCAAGUAUUUGUCGAAAUAUUAGGUUAAGUAUCCCCAUGUAGGUCCAUACACCGUUACUUUUGUCUUAAAAAUAUCUAAUUUUUUUACUGUAUUGCAUUUCAGACAAGUCUUAUUUUAUACU